AUGUCAGAGCCUACAGAAAAUUGCUCCCCCAGCUGGAAAGAGGAUGCCAAUGGGUACAUACCGAGUUACCUAGACAAGGAUGAGUUAUGCGUUGUUUGUGGGGACAAAGCCACGGGGUACCACUACCGCUGUAUCACAUGUGAGGGGUGCAAGGGUUUCUUCAGGCGGACCAUCCAGAAGAACCUCAACCCGACCUACGCCUGCAAGUUCGAGAGCAAAUGCGCCAUCGACAAAGUGACGCGGAACCAAUGCCAGGAAUGUCGCUUCAAGAAGUGCAUCGCGGUGGGGAUGGCCACGGACUUGGUGCUGGACGACAGCAAGAGACUGGCCAAGAGGAAGCUGAUCGAGGAAAACCGCGUGAAGAGGAAGCGAGAGGAGCUCCAGAAGACCGUGCUGGACCGCCUGGAGCCCACGCAGGAGGAGUGGGAGCUUAUCCGCAUGGUGACCGAGGCGCACGUGGCCACCAACGCACAGGGAAACCACUGGAAACAGAAGCGCAAGUUCCUGAGUGCAGCAGGGGUGAAGGAAGAUAAGCCAGAGGAAAUUGGUCAUGCGUCGAUGGUAAAUCCUCCUGAGGGAAACAAAGUGGACAUAGAAGCCUUCAGUCAGUUUACAAAAAUAAUCACCCCUGCCAUAACCCGAGUCGUGGACUUUGCCAAAAAACUGCCUAUGUUCUGUGAGCUGCCUUGUGAAGACCAGAUCAUCCUGUUGAAAGGGUGCUGUAUGGAGAUCAUGUCGCUCCGAGCCGCUGUGCGCUACGACCCUGAGAGCGAGACGCUGACGCUGAACGGGGAGAUGGCAGUGACGCGGGGCCAGCUCAAGAACGGAGGGCUGGGCGUGGUUUCGGACGCCAUCUUUGACCUGGGCGUGUCCCUGUCCUCCUUUAACCUGGACGACUCUGAGGUGGCUCUGCUGCAGGCUGUCAUCCUCCUCUCCUCUGACCGACCGGGCCUGAGCAGCAUUGACCGGAUCGAGCGCUGCCAGGAGGAGUUCCUUCUGGCCUUCGAACAUUACAUCAACUACCGCAAACCCAAAUUAACGCACUUCUGGCCCAAGCUGCUAAUGAAGGUGACGGACUUGCGCAUGAUCGGUGCCUGCCACGCCUCGCGCUUCCUCCACAUGAAAGUGGAGUGCCCCAACGAGCUUUUCCCUCCUCUGUUCCUGGAGGUGUUCGAAGACUGA
This is a messenger RNA of Knipowitschia caucasica, 1182 nucleotides long. The record is from the annotation of a GenBank genome assembly. Lineage: Eukaryota; Metazoa; Chordata; Actinopteri; Gobiiformes; Gobiidae.